Peronospora farinosa is the source of this 963-nucleotide messenger RNA. The record is from the annotation of a GenBank genome assembly. NCBI's taxonomy places the organism in Eukaryota, Oomycota, Peronosporomycetes, Peronosporales, Peronosporaceae.
AUGUUUGACAAGUACUCGAACAUCCGACUCUCCGGGACCACAAAAGUGGUAGAACGAAAGCAGCGACAAAUUGAAGCGACUGGCGCACGUGUCCAGAAGACCAACCUGGAUCACGAUUACGGUGACCAAGUCGAACGUUUGACUUCGUCAUGUUGUCAAACAGAGUCAGAGCGUGGCUCAACGUUGACAAUGCUGGGUUUGGAGCCGAGUCAAUUGGGAAAGAGACACAAACAGCAGCAGCCACAGCAGGACGAAGCGCAUCUCGAUUACUGGCGAAUGUCGGAGACCCAGACAGAAUCGGAGUAUGGCUCUGACAUUCCAACGACUAGGUUGACGAGAGGACUAGGAAACGAAAAUUGUAGUCUAAUUGGAUCUCUACGAGCAUCUGAAUCCGACUUGGUGGUGUCAACAUCGCAAGAGACAGAGGAGAACCAGCACGACUGCUCUAGUUUAUCGGAGACUGAUUCCUCUUCUUCAAAAUGCGUUGAGUUUACCCCAACGUCGAUUACAAACCAGACAGAUGCUCCGUCCGAGCUGUCCAGAUCCCUAACUAUGGUUGGAGACUCGUCACGACCAUCACCAUCAUCAACGACAACUGAAGCUCUGCUUCCAAGGCUACGACCGACAGCUCCUCUUCAUUGUGUGGUGCCUAACUGCUGCGACUAUUUCACGUCACCCCACCCUCAUUACCCAAAAGAAGUGAUUGGAAUGGCAAAAAUCAAAGAAUCCUUGCAGAGUGUUUCCGCCUCAACCAACCCCAUCAACACAGACACCACCAGCGAAGGUGCUGACAACGAAAGAGAUGACAACGACAGGGGUGAUAACGAAAGAGGUGGUCACGAGAGAGAGGGAGGUGAUCGCUCCAACGACUCAGGCGUGACUCGAAACAACAACGAGUUCGAGAUGUGGGACUACGUCUGUCCACAGUACGCCCGCCGUUAUUAUGCUAACGAAUGGUUCUAG